This is a messenger RNA of Sordaria macrospora k-hell, 1377 nucleotides long. RefSeq lists its product as uncharacterized. The record is from RefSeq and is a predicted model, not a curated record. NCBI's taxonomy places the organism in Eukaryota, Fungi, Ascomycota, Sordariomycetes, Sordariales, Sordariaceae.
AUGAUCAGGGUCCCGGGGAACCAGCCCGGCGACAAUAGGGCACAUUCCAUCGAAACUCCGGCGAUCGUUCUCUUCAUCACCACUUUUUUCUUGGUCGGUGUGAGGAUAUGGGCUCGGUUCAAGCAAGCGUCAUGGAAGGGCCUGGGAUGGGAUGACUACACGAUUUUGCUAUCAUGGGUCUUCGCACAAGUGGUGUCAGCACUCAUGAUGGCUUCAUGCGCCUAUGGGUUCGGUCAACACAUCCGCAACCUCUCGAAGGAGAAUAAACUCAUGACUUUGAAGCUCUUCUACGUAGCUCAAGCCUUCUACAAAAUCACCAUCAACCUCACAAAAACCUCCAUCCUCCUCCUCUACCUGCGCAUCUUCGUCCAACGAUGGUUCCGGAUAGCAUGUUACAUCCUCAUGGGCAUCAUCAGCGCCUACAUGAUUGCCACCUUCGGCGCCUCGGUCUGGCAAUGCACACCCGUCCCUCGAGCCUGGGACAAGUCCAUCCCUGGAACCUGCGUCGACAUCACGAUCAACUGGUACGCCAAUGCGGGAUUCAGCAUCAGCACCGACAUUUUGAUAUUGGCGCUGCCCAUGUACCCGAUUUUCAUGUCGCACCUGCGCAAGACGCAGAAGGUGGCGGUGGUGCUCAUGUUUGCUCUCGGUUUCUUCACGACGAUUACUAGUAUCUUGAGGAUGCAGACUUUGACCUUUUCGACAAAGACGCCUGAUACUACUUACGACCUCGACUCCUCAAUCUGGACCAUCAUCGAGCAAAACAUGGCCAUCAUCUGCGCCUGCCUACCCGUCUGCCGCUUACCACUCGCCUACCUCUUCCCCAAACACUUCGCCAUCUCCCACCACAAACAACGCACCGGUCCCGAGGGGGACAUUGGCCACCGGGAAAUCUCUUCCCAGUCCGAGCUACGAAGCUGGCAAGGUCCGCAUCAGCACGACGUCGCUAUCGAAGCCGGGCACGGUACUGGUCCCGGACAGGAUGGGAAUUACGAAAUGGACAGGAAAUACAACCCCACUUCAUCGGGGCGUCGCCCAUCCGCGUCGGGAUCUGUUUAUUCUGAUUUGGGGGAGAGGAAAACGUCGACGGAUGUGGGCGUAGCUGUGUAUCAGCGGGACGGGGUAUCAAGUGAAGACGAUAAGGUUAUGGUGGGAGAUGCAAAUAGCGAGGAUACCAUUUUUCACGUGUCAUCUGUGUCAGCGACAAGGCCGAGAUCGAGGUCAAAUUCGAGGAUGGGCAUGGGGAUGGGGAUCGAAAUGAGGGACAGGGAUCGAUCAGGAGACAGGAUGCACCAUGCGGGAGUGGAAGACAGACCAGGCGGCGGCGGCGGGAUUCAGAUGACCACGCAGUUUAGUAUUACUUAUGAUGAGCGAUAG